Daldinia loculata is the source of this 987-nucleotide messenger RNA. Its product is annotated as Tautomerase/MIF. The record is from RefSeq and is a predicted model, not a curated record. NCBI's taxonomy places the organism in Eukaryota, Fungi, Ascomycota, Sordariomycetes, Xylariales, Hypoxylaceae. The coding region runs from base 1 to 987 and encodes 328 amino acids. The transcript has 3 exons. Gene Ontology annotation, molecular function: phenylpyruvate tautomerase activity.
AUGGUUCGACCAGAUUCUUUGCCAGCUAGGCUGCCUCGUAUAAACCCGCCCUCGACGGGUAACAAUUAUCCUUUAGCUGUUUCUGAUGCCCCUUCCACGCAGCGAAAAGGCCAUUCCUCACGUUCUUCGAGAACAAAUAUCGUCGAAGGUAACAAAAUGAUGCGCAAUAUUGAUCGGCCCCCACCAGGCGACCCAACCGGCAGUCGCAAGUCUCAAGUACAUCCAGAUCUUAGCAAGAAACGAAGCGCCUAUUUUGAGAGUGAAUUCGCAGCAGCUAACCGGGGCCCGGACCCAGUCAAGGCUCGAAUACAGAAUGAAGCUAUUGUAAUGGCAGAUCUAAGGACAAACGUCAUCAUCAAAGACGAAUUUUCUUUUAUAACCGAUCUCUCAUACAACCUGUCCAACAGGUAUCAGCGACCAAUAUCUUCAAUCGUCAUCAACUUGAACCACGGCUGCUGCAUGAUGUUUGGGGGUUCCUUCGACCCGGCGUACACCUUAACUAUUCACGCGCUUCCGAGUCUCGUUCAGCCUACCACGAAUAAGAGGAAUGCGGCGCUCAUUCAGCGACAUAUUCAAGAGACACUAGGUGUCAUAGCAUCGAGGGGCUAUGUACGCUUCGUCGCUACCCCCGAGGAGAAUGUUGCCAUCGGGGGCAAAACAAUUGCUGCUGAAAUAAACGAAUCUGGUAAUGCCAUGGCCGAUGACAAGCCCGCCGAGACUAGAAAAAGUACCAAGUCAAACCGGAGGCUUGGUGUUAAGUCUUUUGGGGGCUUCAGAUCCGCCUCUAUGACUGAUCUUGCGAAGGUUCCUACGCCACCCCCGAGUACCUCAGACGAGACUACGCCCAUCACGACCAUUCCCGAAGUGCCCCCUACGCCGCCCGAGGACGACAAGUUGGGUGACUUAAUCGAGCACAAGCCGGUCAAGACUGCACCACGUCGCAGAAGCCUAAGAUUCGGUCUGUUUAGUGGGAAGACAGCGGUGUAA